This is a messenger RNA of Patiria miniata (bat star), 4497 nucleotides long. It is a transcript of the gene efl1, whose product is annotated as elongation factor-like GTPase 1. Gene Ontology annotation, biological process: cytosolic ribosome assembly. Lineage: Eukaryota; Metazoa; Echinodermata; Asteroidea; Valvatida; Asterinidae. The record is from RefSeq and is a predicted model, not a curated record. The coding region runs from base 379 to 3867 and encodes 1162 amino acids. Gene Ontology annotation, molecular function: GTP binding; GTPase activity; ribosome binding. Gene Ontology annotation, cellular component: ribonucleoprotein complex; cytosol. The transcript has 20 exons.
CAUGUGAUAAAUGCUGCAGAUAAUUUGGUAUCGCACUGACGCUCCGGGCACUCCUGAUGUCCGGAUCAUUAGUGCGAUUCCAAAUUAUUAGCUGCGUUUAUCACGUGGUCUCAUUAUUGGCCAAACAGACGCCGCCUAUCAUAUGCGCCACAUGCAUGCAGACGGGUAGCUCGGAGGGUUAAAAUCUAAUUUCUACACGUUCGUAUGGGUCUUCAUUGAUGGCAAAUUUCGUCGAAAUGACACAUCCUGAACAUGCGGACGGGCAAAUUUAGAUUUCUAGAUAUGCAAAUUUACCUGUAAUCAUACAACUUGUUUGAGUGGCCAGAUACUUGUUAAUGAUUUGAUCGUCUGAAGUGGUGGGCGGAGUCCUGAGGCAGAAUGAGGGGGGUUGACGCUGAGCAGCUUGCUAAGCUACAGGAGAAUCCUGCCAACAUCCGCAACAUUUGCAUCUUGGCACAUGUUGACCAUGGCAAAACCACAAUGGCUGACGCCCUUAUUUCGAGUAACGGGAUCAUCUCGUCACGCAUGGCAGGGAAGCUGCGUUAUCUGGACAGUCGACAGGAUGAACAACUACGGGGUAUCACCAUGAAAUCAAGUGCAAUAUCGCUUCGCUUCAACCAAGGUGACCAGGACUUCCUGAUCAAUUUGAUUGACUCCCCAGGUCACGUGGACUUCUCUGGUGAGGUAUCCACGGCAACCAGACUGUGUGAUGGCGCCCUCGUUGUUGUUGAUGUGGUUGAGGGGGUGUGUCCUCAGACCCAUGUAGUCCUGCGCCAGGCCUGGUCCGAGCAUAUCACCCCUUGCCUGGUCCUCAACAAGAUAGAUCGUCUCGUCACGGAGCUCAAGUACACACCGCUAGAAGCCCACCUACGACUGCAGCAGGUGCUGGAGCAGGUGAACGCCGUGGUGGGCAACCUGUUUGCUUCAGGAGUCCUGGAACAAGCUACACUAAGAGAUACUGAGAAAACAGCGCAGGUGUCGGACUUGGAAGGUCCCAGGCCCAACGAGGAAAAGAUGGUGUAUGACUGGAGCGAUGGCUUGGAGGAAACAGACGAUUCCAAUAUUUACUUCUCCCCUGAUCAAGGCAAUGUCAUCUUUGCAAGUGCUAUCGAUGGCUGGGGCUUUGGAAUUGACCAUUUUGCUACCAUGUACGCAGCCAAGCUGGGUGUGAGGGUUGAAAUCCUUCGCAAGACACUCUGGGGAGAUUUCUUCUUGAAUGGCAAGACCAAACGGAUCAUGAAAGGGGCACAGGCGAAGGGGAAGAAGCCGCUAUUUGUGCAGUUUAUUCUUGAGAACCUGUGGUCCCUCUAUGAUACUGUGCUGGUCAAGAGGGACAAGGAGAAAAUGCUGAAGAUUAUUGACUCCUUGAACUUGAAGAUUGCGGCCCGCGACCUACGACACAAUGACCCCAAAGUGCAUCUACAGGCAAUCUGUGGACAGUGGCUGCCCCUGUCCCAAGCUGUGCUUUCCAUGGUAUGUCAGAAGUUACCCGGCCCAUUGCAGGUGGAUAGUGUGAGGAUUGAGAAGCUCAUGUGCGGUGGUGGCAGACGGUUUGACACGCUGCCCCCUCAAUCACAGCAGCUGAAAUCCGCCUUCCAAGAGUGCAGGAGUGAAGAGGAUGUGCCGGUCAUUGUCUACAUCUCCAAGAUGUUUGUCAUUGAUAACAUGUCCCUGCCCCGAAACAAGCAAAGGCCUCUGGGAGAGGAGGAGCUACUCCAGAGGCGGGAGGAUGCCAGAAAAAGACACACCCUGAGGGUAGCCAAUCAGCAACAGGAUACCAAACUUGAGAACCAAUCAGAAAUGUCAAAAGAAUCUUUAGAGACUGGUACGAUACUACUCAGCGAAACAACAUCUGAAGAAAAGGCGGAGGAAGAAGGAGAGACCUUUUUAGCAUUUGCCAGAGUCUUCAGCGGACGGAUACGCAAAGGCCAGAAGCUGUACGUCCUCAGUCCGAAACAUGAUCCAAUGAAAGCAUUGAACAGGGAGAACGGUGCUUUAGGAGACCAAACAGUGAAUGAGUUAUCUGGGCACAGUCUGACUGAGUUUGAAGUGAAGGACCUGUAUUUACUAAUGGGCAGGGAGCUGGAGCCAAUGGAGAGUGUACCAGCAGGAAAUGUGUUAGGUAUUGGAGGGUUGGAGGACCUGGUUUUAAAAUCAGCCACCUUGUCCAGCACGGUAGCCUGCCCAGCUUUCACCUCCAUGACCUUCGCUGCUGCACCAAUUGUCAGAGUUGCUGUGGAACCCAAACACUUGGCUGACAUGCCUGCUCUAGUGAUGGGAAUGAAGCUGUUGAACCAGGCGGAUCCCUGCGUGGAAGUCUUGGUGCAAGAAACCGGGGAACAUGUCAUAGUGGCCGCCGGUGAGGUCCACCUGGAACGUUGCCUUGACGACCUGAGAGAGAGAUUUGCCAAGAUUGAGAUCAACGUGUCCGAGCCAAUUGUUCCAUUCCGAGAAACAAUCAUCAUUCCCCCCAAGAUUGACAUGGUGAAUGAGGCUAUUGAUGACAUCAAUCAGAUCCAGCGCACUAGAUCCAACAUCAGCGAGCUGGAGAGUGAGAUAUCCAAAGAUGGAUCUCUGGACAUCAAGACCUCCAACAAGCUGAGCGCGUUCAAGCUCAGGGCAUGCCCCUUACCCGAGGAGGUGACCACCCUCUUGGAGGAGAACACGGAAUUGAUGAGGAUCCUAGACCAAGCUUCAGUGGCAUGGCUGUCCAGCAGAACCAGUGAGCAGGACACCAGCGACAGACUGACAUGCGAGGUUUUGUCCCAGCUGCAGGAGUUUCGGAAGCGUCUGGAUGCAGCAUUCACAAACGCUGGGAAGAGAUGGCGCGGGGCCACCGACCAGAUAUGGUCCUUUGGCCCAAAGCGGUGCGGCCCAAACAUGUUGCUAAACCGCAUCAGCGGGUACAAGCGGCCGUCAAUAUGGCAGUGCUUGGACGAGGAGGGAACCGUGGGGUCGACUGUUCUCAGGGAGUUUGACGGCAGUGUGGUGAGUGGAUUCCAGUUAGCUACCUUCGCAGGACCUCUGUGUGAGGAACCAAUGAUGGGGGUGUGCUUUGCAAUUGAAAACUGGACCUUGGAGGAGCAAUCAAACGGUGGAAAGUUCUUCAGCACUGCACAGAAAACAGGUGUAGACUUAAACGCAGACAAUCAAAGUAUACUCGAUUCAAACAAAGGUCCAAGAUCUGAAAAUGUUUCUGUACCCAACAGCACCGAUUCAGAACCUUACAUUGCAACAGUUCCUCUUGAUGUUGGAUACCCUUCCCCGUUAGUUCUUGCUAAAAGUCCAACAUCUGAUCGCAGUUCACCGUCGGUUGGAUCUCCAGAUGUCACCAGCCCUCUGCCACAGUUUGUGGGUCGAGGGUAUGGCCCUCUGUCCGGUCAGAUCAUAUCAACUGUGAAGGAGGGAUGCCGUAUAGCCUUCCAGAUUCAGCCCCAGAGACUCAUAGCAGCAAUGUACAAGUGUGAUAUCCAGGCGACUGCAGAUGUACUGGGUCGUGUGUACGGAGUGGUAUCCCGGAGAGAUGGCAGCAUACUGCGUGAGGAGAUGCGCGAGGGCUCGGCAGUGUUUGACAUCACCGCCACCCUGCCUGUUGCCGAGAGCUUUGGCUUUGCAGAGGAGAUUCGCAAGCGGACCAGUGGGCUGGCCAGCCCCCAGCUAUUCUUCAGUCAUUGGCAGGUGGUUCCUAGUGACCCUUUCUGGGAGCCCUCCACAGAGGAAGAGCUGCUUCAUUUUGGAGACAAGGCGGAAAACGAAAACCAGGCGCUCAAGUACAUGAACGGAAUUCGUCGUCGCAAGGGGCUGUACAUCGACAAGAAGACAGUGGAACAUGCUGAAAAACAAAGGACUUUGUCCAAGAACAAGUAGACUUUAGUACUUGAGGACCUCCAAGGCUGUGUUUGGCCAAGCGAUGAUCCUUCUAAUUAUAUCAGGCCUUGUUAAACGUCACUCCUUCUUACCAAAAGCUGUUUUAUGUCAAGUCAUUCCUGUCGGCAAUGUUCUAUAUUUCUUAAAAAUAAAAGAAACAAGCUUUUACUUUUCGUUAAGCAUGCAUUUGUGGCUGAUAAAUCUGAAUUCUCAUAGGAAGCAGCUUACAAUGCCCCUUACUUGAAGCCAGACAGUCAGAAGUUAUUUAUUUCAGAUGGUAAACUAUUGUUGCACCACAUCCAAUGUCUCACACAAAUAUGAAAAUAUUCAGUUCUGUAUUGGUUUGCAGGAUGUGAUAUGAAAAGUCCUCUGGAAACAGAGCAGUAUAUCCUAAAUGCAGUAUCCAAGAUUUAUUUUUCCUUCAAAAGAGUAUUGGAUCAACAAUAUCUAGAAAUUGAUAAUCUUUCAUUAUUUUUUUCCCCUUUGACUCCAAGCACCUCCAAAUUUUGUAAACAGGGGAAAAAAACAAAUGUACCAUUUACUUUACCUUACCACUUACUUUGUAAUUCUUGUGGUUGAAAAGAAGUAAAUACAAUGUGACUUGUCACAGUAUGUAUAUUUUGUCCUAUA